Desarmillaria tabescens is the source of this 1341-nucleotide messenger RNA. Its product is annotated as Phophatidylserine decarboxylase-domain-containing protein. The transcript has 9 exons. Gene Ontology annotation, biological process: phospholipid biosynthetic process. Gene Ontology annotation, molecular function: phosphatidylserine decarboxylase activity. The record is from RefSeq and is a predicted model, not a curated record. NCBI's taxonomy places the organism in Eukaryota, Fungi, Basidiomycota, Agaricomycetes, Agaricales, Physalacriaceae. Bases 1 to 1341 code for a protein of 446 amino acids.
AUGAUACCGGGACAUGGUGGCUCUCAAACCUCAUAUCCAGAUUUCGCACUAUGCAUAUACCUGCACACCGUGUACGACGAUAGACGGGAUAAAACGCAACGAAAUAUUUCGAGCCGUAUGGAUGAGGUCUCUAAAGUCAUAUUGCACGAAGUUCCUAGUGUCAAGCUACUGGAGACGUACACAGAAGUGUCUGUGAAUAUCAUCUCUGCGCCUGAUUACUUGGCUACCGGAUACGAUGAACAGGUUUUAGCUUUUGACAACCGCUACACCAUCUUUGUCGAGCUCAAGGUCAAUUCGAGCACGGGAUAUGGAGAAAGUGUUUCCUUUGUCUAUGGGCGGCAUGGUAUGCUCGGGGGGAAAACAGAGCAGCCGUACCGCCAGGAUUGUGUCUAUAUUCCCCGGGAAUCUAAAAAGGCAUGCGGCGGCUCGCAGAUCCCCAGCCUUUCCUACUCCUCAUCCAAGAGUUCCAAGCCUCGACUUAAAGCGAUGCAGAAAUCUACAUGGGAUUCCACCAGAUGUUUGCGAUCCGACGAAGAAAUCGCAGCCUCCGACUUUGAAGAUUCAGAGUAUGAAGUCGGGUUGGUCGGUUUUCCAAUCAGCACGAUCCUCGAUUGGCCUAUGGGCACACCCGCAGGCUUCACCACGUUCGUCAGCCCCAAGGUGGACGCCCAGUUCAAAAAGAUGUUCGACGUCUGGGAAUCUUUCCUCACCCCCUCCGUCCUCACCACCGACAAGACUGGGUGGUUUGGUCCGGCUGGGAGUGCCGUCAUUCUGACCUUCACAACGACAUACGUUGUGAUCCCUCAGCGUAGUACUACGGAUUCAAAUCCUGGGACGACUUCUUCAUCAGACAGUUCCAGCCUGGCGCGCUCGAUGACUUCUGGCAUAAAGGCGAACUGUACUCGCUUAACCACAUGGCUCAAUAACGACCCUCUUGCUCCCCAGUUCGUUGGCAGGACCGUUUAUCAGGCUUUCCUGAGCGCUAUAAAGUACCACCGCUGGCACAGUCCAGUGAACGGCACGGUUGUGAAGACGGUUAUGAUUCCAGGCACAUACUACGCCGAAUCUUCCGCUAUGGGAUUCCCGAACCCCGACCCUGGUGUUCAGAAUCUCUCGCAAGGCAUCGGCUUGAUGUGCUUCAUAGCUGUGGGAAUGGCGACGUACGAGAUCCCCGUUAGUGAAGGCCAGAAGAUCGCAAAGGCCGUCGAGAUGGGGAUGUUCCAUUUUGGAGGAUCUUCACAUUGUCUGCUCUUCCGGCCUGAGACGAAUAUUAUUUUUAGUCCGGAUUAUCCUGGUAAUUCGGAUGUUCCGCUCAGCACUGCUCUUGUGAUUGUUGCUUGA